Molecule: messenger RNA, 1619 nt
Organism: Alosa sapidissima (American shad)
Lineage: Eukaryota; Metazoa; Chordata; Actinopteri; Clupeiformes; Clupeidae
Gene: tmem59
Product: transmembrane protein 59
Exons: 8
Coding region: 45-1034 (329 amino acids)
Biological process (GO): positive regulation of autophagy
Cellular component (GO): lysosome; late endosome
Source: RefSeq, a predicted model, not a curated record
GGAAGUGUGAAUCUAUCGUAGUAGUUAGCUGUUUUGCUACAAAAAUGGAAGCGAUAGGUCCCUACAGAAUAAUGUUGGGGCUGCUUUUAACUUGCAGUUGCACACUGGCAGCGACCGCAUCGUCCGAUGCAUUCGACGGAGUUUUGGGAAACACCGCCUCUUGCCACAAAACAUGUCAGAUGACCUAUAGUUUGCAUACUUAUCCACGGGAGGAGGAACUAUAUGCCUGCCAGAGAGGUUGUCGUCUGUUUUCCAUUUGUCAGUUUGUCGGAGACACUGAAGACCUCAAUCAAACUAAAUCAGAGUGCGAAUCUGCUUGUCAUGAGGCAUAUUCCCAGGCUGAUGAACAGUAUGCCUGUAAUCUCGGAUGUCAGAGCCAACUUCCUUUUGCUAAGAUAAGGCAAGAACAGCUUUUAUCCAUGAUGCCAAGGAUCCAUCUACUCUACCCACUGACUUUAGUGAGAGGAUUCUGGGAUGACGUUAUGAGCCAGGCUCAUAACUUUAUCAUGUCAUCCUGGACAUUCUACCUCCAAGCAGAUGAUGGAAAAGUAGUUAUUUUCCAGUCUGAGCCACAAGUUCAGUUUGUCCCUCAGCUCGAGUACCAGAUGGAGGAGGAGGAUGUACCACAGAACUCAUACCAAGGAUUGAGUAACCCUGUUUACAAAGACUACCAUCGCAGCUACAUUCAGGAGAGAGACAGAGAUAUGUUUGUGGACCGAGGCAACAGUGAGGAUCAGUCUAGCCUGUUUGGCUGCCUGUCAAGGAACCCAUGGCUUCCAGGCUGGAUUCUGACCACCACUCUGGUUCUGUCAGUCCUGGUUCUGAUUUGGAUUUGCUGUGCCACAGUGGCUACUGCUGUUGACCAGUAUGUCCCUGCUGAGAAAUUAAGCAUCUAUGGGGAUAUGGAGUUUAUGAAAGACCAGAAGCUGACACCAUACUCCCCAUCCUCUCUAGUGAUCCUCACCUCUAAUGGAGAAGAGAUGGAGGCGGGACCCCUGCCAUCCAAAGUCAACCUCAAUCAGUCCAAUAUCUAGGAAAGGCAGCUUCAUUUUCUGACAAAUAUUUGAUAGGGUGGUAUUUUAAAGAAAAGCAAAAAUGAGUCCUAUGAUAUUGGUCUUAUUCUUAAGCAGUUUACAUUUUCACUUGAAAUUGCAUUGAUGGAUUCUAGCACAUUUUCUAUGACUUUCUCCUAAGCAUUUGAACUGCUCUAAGCAAAGGUACGGGGAGGAUAAUUGUAUCUGUGUAUUGGCAUGAUUGAAGCAUUACACUGUCAAUGAUCCCUGUUUCACUACGUUUUUUAAAUCGCUUUACUUCUUUUUCGGAGGGGGGGGGUCUGAAAGAUCCAUUUAGAAACUGUUUUUUUCCCUGGAUUAAUAUUGGUGUGUUAACUACGGUUUCGGUCCAAGAGGUGUUGUAGUUAAUAGUGAGUUCCAUAUGGAUUAACUCAUGCUAAACCCAUUCCCUGGUCUUAGGUGGUGUGUCUGGGAUGACACGGGGUAUAUUGAGCUUCAUGAGGAAAUGUAUAAACAGUAGCUAGCCCACCGUGUGAUUACUGUUACACAUAAGAAUGGAUGUUUGUAAUUAAACUAUGUGUCUCCCAAAUAAAAUUCUUUAAAAUA